CUUUCCCUCUUUCUCCCUCUCUCUCCCCCAAAAUCUCUAAUAAAAUUCAUCUGCGCCCUGCUUUACCAAAUCAGCUUGGGAUUUUCUUCUUUCCCUAACAAUAACCUCUUAAUUUUAUUUCCAUGCUUUUUCGCGGUUUUAAUUAUCCAAAUCUUUGGAAUCUGAUUUUGAAUCUUGAUACCUUAACGUAACGCCGUUUUUCAUCUCUUCCUUUCUGUAACAUUUUCGCAUUCGGCAUCAGAUUCAACCUGUUCUUAUAUAUUCUUUAUCCAGGAAGCCCUUUUAUUAUGCCACUUUUAUUUAUUUGUUUGUUUUAUGUUUUAACCUAGUUCUAGGGUUUUUCCUUUGAUAGUUUGUGUUAACGGGAGCUGAGUGUGCUUCAAUUGAGCACUUCAAUUGAAGAUUUCCUUCACCAAUUGGGCAUUUAUAGGAGAUUUGCUACUUCUUGUUUUCGGUAUCAGGUAGGGUUGAUGGCUGAUCGGAGUUCGGCCGUUGCAAAGCCGGUAUGGAUGAAGCAAGCCGAGGAGGCCAAGCUGAAGAGCGAAGCCGAGAAAGCCGCGGCAGCUAAAGCUGCUUUCGAAGCGACCUUCAAGGAUUUGGAGAAGAGUCGCGAGAAGGGCACUGUUCAAUCUGACAGUGAAUCCGAGGAAUACGAGGAUUUGGCCAAUAAGCCGAUUGGACCUGUGGAUCCUUCUAAGUGCACGGCAGCGGGUACUGGCAUUGCCGGCGGAACAGCCUGUGCUCCUUCUUCGUUCACAGUGGUCACCAAGGAUUCAGAUGAGAGGAAGGUUUCAGGUGGUGGUGCACAAGUCAAGGUGAGGGUGACGCCAGGUUUGGGCGUUGGAGGGUCUGAUCAAGAAGGGAUUGUGAAGGAUAUGGGUGAUGGAACGUAUAACGUCACUUAUGUGGUGCCCAAGAGAGGGAAUUACAUGGUCAGUGUUGAAUGUAAUGGCAAGGCAAUCAUGGGUAGUCCAUUCCCUGUGUUUUUCAGUGCAGGCAAUAGUAGUGGAGGGCUGCUGGGUUUAGCUCCGGCAUCUUCUUUUCCAAAUCUGGUUAAUCAAACUAUGCCAAACAUGCCGAACUACUCUGGGUCCGUUUCAGGGGCAUUCCCAGGAUUACUGGGAAUGAUUCCAGGGAUUGUUGCUGGAGCUUCUGGGGGUGCUAUUUUGCCUGGAAUUGGGGCCUCACUAGGGGAAGUUUGCCGUGAUUAUCUUAAUGGGCGAUGUAUAAAAGUCGAUUGUAAGUUGAAUCACCCACCUCAUAAUUUGCUAAUGACUGCAUUAGCCGCAACGACCUCAAUGGGAACACUUAGUCAAGCUCCUAUGGCUCCGUCUGCUGCUGCAAUGGCUGCUGCACAGGCAAUAGUCGCUGCCCAAGCACUUCAAGCCCAUGCAGCUCAGGUGCAAGCUCAGUCAGUAAAAGAUUCCACUGGCUCACCUGAAAAAGCUGGUAAGGAUGAUGCAUUGAAGAAAACUCUCCAAGUUAGCAAUCUGAGUCCACUUCUCACUGUUGAACAGCUAAAACAACUCUUUGGCUUCUGUGGCACAGUUGUUGAAUGCACAAUUGCUGAUUCAAAGCAUUUUGCUUAUAUAGAAUAUUCAAAACCUGAAGAAGCAACUGCUGCUCUGGCGUUAAAUAACAUAGAUGUUGGUGGCCGGCCUUUGAAUGUUGAGAUGGCAAAAUCUCUUCCGCAAAAACCAUCUGUUGUGAAUUCUUCCCUUGCUUCGUCAUCUCUUCCUUUGAUGAUGCAGCAAGCUGUGGCAAUGCAGCAGAUGCAAUUCCAGCAAGCUCUGCUUAUGCAACAAACCAUGACUGCACAGCAGGCUGCCAAUAAAGCCGCCACCAUGAAGUCUGCAACAGAGUUAGCGGCAGCCCGAGCUGCUGAAAUAAGUAAGAAACUGAAAGCUGAUGGACCUGAAAUUGAAGAGAAAGAAACAAAACAGAAAUCCAGGUCUCCUUCUCCUCCUCGUGCAAGAUCUCGGUCAAAGUCGAGAUCUCCUGUUAGUUAUCGAAGAAGGAGGAGGUCUCGUUCCUACUCUCCUGCUCGCUACAAUAGGGGUCGUCGGUCCAGAUCACCAGUCAGGUCCCAUCAUUAUUCAAGCUAUGAAAGGGAUCGAAGGUCCUAUAGAGACAUCAGAGAACACAGUGAUAGAAGCAGAAGACGGGAUUCAGAUAGAUACCUUGAUCGGCAUUCAUCUGCUUCAAGAAGGAAUAGGAGUAGGAGCGUGAGCCCUCAUUCAAGGAAAUCACAUCGAACUGAAUCUAUUUCUCCAAAACAUCACAGAGAAAGUUCACCUCAUAGAGGAAGGAAAGAAUCACGUGCUGAUUCUGGAUCCCCAAGUCAUCGCAGAGGUAGCAAGUCAUCUCCCAAGAUUGAUGAAAUCAAACAAGAGAGCAAAAGACGCUCAAGAUCAGUUUCUUCAGAUGAUAAUAGGCUUCAAUCCAGCAAAAAUGAAGAAGUCCUGCAUGGAAAAUCUAAAAAUAGAGACAGAAGACGGUCCAGGUCAGUAUCUGUCGAGGAGAAGCCUUACAGGAGGAGCCGAUCAUCCCCAAGAAGAGUGGAUGAAAGUAGAUCUAGGCAUAAUAAACGGUCAAGAUCGAAAUCUGUGGAUGAUAAGCAGCGCUUGCCUGAGAAAUCAGAUGAAAGCAAGCAUAGAAGGUCAAGGCCUAGUGAUAAAAGGCGUUCCAGAUCAAGAUCAACAGAAAGUAAGAAUGAAAUUGAUGAAAGAGAGGAUGAAAAAAAGAUCAAAACUGAUAGGUCAAAGCAUCAUCACACUAAAAGAAACAGGUCAAGAUCUGUUGAAGGGAAGCAUCGCACUAAAGAUAAAUCAGGUGAUAGUAAAGAUAAAAAAUCAAAGCAUCGCAAUAGAAGACGUUCCCGGUCAAUAUCAUUAGAGGUUGAGCAUAACAACGGAGGCAGCUCAUCACAUAAAGAAUUGGAUGAAAGCAAUUUUGAACAGAGAAAACUUAGGUCUAAGUCCCCUGAAGGAAAGCGUCACACUGGUGAUAAAUAUGGAAGCAGAUAUGAAAGAUCAGAGCAUCAAGAGAAAUCCCUAUCUAAAUCAAAAUCAGGAAAUCACAACCCAGUUGAAUGUGAUGGUAAUGGGCUCUCCCCACGAGUUAUGGAGGAGUACGAAUCUAAGGGAAUAACACAAACUGAUUCUGGAUUUAUGGAAGGUAAACAUCAUUUGAAUGAUGGAGAAAAUGCUACUAGCAAUAUAAAUUCAAAAGUUCAUGAAGAUGCUGUGCAGGAACCAACUAUAAAUUUAAAGAUGGCAAAGGCAAAUGAUAGUGGGAAUUGGGUUUCACCAAACAAAACCUGCAAGUCAGAAGGGUCAAGUGAAAAUGCUGGAGCUGAUUAUAACCAAGACCGUAUGUGUGGUGAAGAAGCAAGAAGUGGAAGAUAUUAAGCACUCUCUAUUUGGAGUGGGAAUAUAAAUGAUUUCAAAGAUUCAACCUGGCUUUUGACUAUGCUAAUGGACAUUAUUGUGACAUAGAUCUGUCAUUUCAUCCGGAACCAAAAGUGGCACCUACUUAUCAGAGAAGCCAUGUUACACAAGGCUGAUUUGGUUUCAUAGUGCUGUCAUAUAUUGUUUCACUACAAGAGCAUUGCAGGAAUCAUGGUUGAAGAUUUUUUCACCCGUCAAUGAUUAUGGCGCAUAUUCUAAUUAAGGAUUCUCAUUAAGUUUACUGAACUAAUUCCUUCCAAGGAAUAGACAGUUUCUUCUUAGUAGAAAUCACAAUUCUCAGAGGAUGCUUCGCUAUUUGAUUUGGUUCCCAGAAUAUUCUGUGUUAGCUGAUGAACAAAUUCAAUUGAUUAUUUCCUUUUUUCAGGUUGGGUUGGAACAAAGAUCAGAUAUAGAAUCUGAGCUGUGAUGUGGUUUAAGGUUUCAAGAAGUGUCGUGAAUUUGUCAUGAUCAGCCACGCAGCGCUUAUAUAUCAUGCUUCUUUUACUGCUUGAUUGAUGUUAUUCACGUUGAAAUCUGUUCGAGCUUUGAGAUAAAGUUUUGCUGGGUUGGUUUCUCUUGUGUAAAAUGAAGAAAUUAUUAUGGUUAGGUAAAGCUUCUAUUUAAGGUCAAGUGAACCUGGAUGUUGCUGCAAUGAGUUACUUCAUGUUGCAUUUGAGCAAAUUGGGCAGAGUUACAGUUUUUACUUAAGUAAAUGCUGAAAAGCAAAUGUUGAUUUGAACAGGGUAAGCUGUGGAUAUGAUGAUCUUAUGAGCAGUUGCAGCCUCUUCCUCCAGAUUAUUAUUCGAAGUUCUUGGAAGUUGUGUGCUUUUAGAUUUCUAUUCGUUGUGGGUAGAAUAUUUGAAUAGAAUCGUUAUCUCUCUGCAUCAAGUGCUCGACUCACUAAUGUUUCCCCGUCAAUUUGUCUUGUUGGCAUUUAUGGGAUUUACCAGUCUGUUUUUUUCCCCCCAGUCUGAAUAGUUCACUAAGAAAUAGGAAACACAGUAAAGUAUACUUGCCCGACAUUUGACGUGUUCAAUCAUGAUUAAGUGGAAUGUCAAUAGGUGUGUUGAUCCUCGACAGUUGGUCGGUGACAUUUUCGGGGCCAUAAGUUUUUCUAGUUUUUCCCCGUGUUUUACCUGCUGCUUGUCGCCUGAACCGUAGUGUCAUGCGGAAUUAAAAAGCAUUCCCUUCGGGAUUUGCUUAUAACGACUAAAAUAUACACUUUUAUA
Messenger RNA from Arachis stenosperma, 4678 nucleotides. RefSeq lists its product as uncharacterized. NCBI's taxonomy places the organism in Eukaryota, Viridiplantae, Streptophyta, Magnoliopsida, Fabales, Fabaceae. Gene Ontology annotation, molecular function: metal ion binding; protein binding; RNA binding. The record is from RefSeq and is a predicted model, not a curated record. The coding region runs from base 471 to 3410 and encodes 979 amino acids. The transcript has 9 exons.